AUGCCCGCAGCCUACCGCGAGCACCACCCGCAUCCGCACAAGUCUCCCUCGCCGAAGCCGAAGGAGAGACCGUCCUCUCCGCGCAUCAAGCCGUGGCUCCUCCCCCAAACCCUCCUCGAGCAGCUGAUUACUCUCCCGCAGCAGCUCCUCUUCGUCCUCCUCGGCAUGCUCGGCCUGGCGUCCUAUGCGCGCCAGAUCGUGCGUGUCAACGCGGCCAAGCCGGCCGAGAUCGUCCUCAAGAAUAAGAAGAAGGAGGACGUUGCCUCCUGGAUUAACAGGAAUACGCCGAGUUUGAGUGGCACGUUCAAGCCUGCGUGGUGGGCUCCGAAAGAAGCAGGGAGAGAGCUUGCGGAACCCGAACGAGAGCUAACGCCCAGCGGCCACAUGCAGACUGCCUUCACGGUCACUGGCGACUUCACGGACACGGACCACGUCGACUAUGCGCGAACGCUCCUCCGGGUGCCCGACGGCGGCACGAUUGCGCUCGACAUCACGCCUCCCUCGCACGCCAGUCUGCCCGCCGACGCACCGACAAUCGUCGUCUGCCACGGCCUGACGGGCAACGCGCGCGAGGCCUACGUUCGCAACGUGCUGCACUGGGCCGCUUUGCCCGAGUCGCAUGGCGGCCUGGGUGCCCGUGGUGUGGUUGUUAAUUUCCGAGGCUGCGGCGGCACACCCCUGACCAGCGCACAGCUGUAUUCUGCCGCGACGACGUGCGACCUCAACACGGCAGUGCACUACCUGCGCAACCGGUUCCCGGAGUCGUCUCUGCUCGGCGUCGGCUUUUCGCUCGGUGCGUCCGUGAUGGCGCGCUACCUCGGCGAAAGGGGGGAGUCCUCGCUCCUCUCAUCCGGGUGCGUGCUCGCCGCACCCUGGGACGUCGUCGCGCUCUCCCACGCGCUCGAGGACGGGUGGUUCUCGUCCCGCGUGUACUCGAAGGCCCUCGGCGAGAACCUGAUCCGGAUGUUCUUCCGCAACUUCGACGCCCACCCCGAGAUCAAGUGGACCGAGACACAGCGCCAGGCGGCCGUGGAACUGAAGAAGCUGCAGGACAAGGGUCCCGUGCGCCUCAAGACUGUCGACGAGGUACUCACCAUCAAGGUCGGCGGUCCGCAGCCGCCGUUCCCCUUCGCCUCUGCCGACGACUACUACACGUAUGCCGGGUCCCACAAGCUGAUCGAGAACGUCGCUGUGCCCACACUGGGAAUUAACGCCUUCGACGACCCGGUCGUUCACGGCUCCGCGCUCCCAUUCACGCAGGUGCAGAAGGGCUCCCACGUCCAGCUCGCUGUCACUGGUGGCGGCGGCCAUCUGGGCUGGUUCGACGGGCCCUUCUGGUCCAAGACGCGCUGGGUCCGGAUCCCCAUUGCUGAAUUCCUAUCCGCCGGCGCAAGGGACCUCCCGCCCCGCGCCGAGGUCGAGACCGAGGUCAAUGGCCAGCUCGAUGUCGAGGAGGGCGUCAUGGAGUCUGAUGCCGAGUAUGGGCAGGGACAGUGGCAGUGGUGCAAGGGCCCGCUCAUGAUUCCGCAGAUGGGCGCCACGCCUACGCGCAUCGGGUGGAGGGUCGUCGCCGAGGGGAUGGAGGUGCCCGACCUCAAGGCGCCCGUCAUCCAGGGCCUCUAG
Messenger RNA from Trichosporon asahii var. asahii CBS 2479, 1623 nucleotides. RefSeq lists its product as uncharacterized. Gene Ontology annotation, biological process: medium-chain fatty acid biosynthetic process; medium-chain fatty acid catabolic process. The transcript has 3 exons. Bases 1 to 1623 code for a protein of 540 amino acids. Gene Ontology annotation, molecular function: acetylesterase activity; monoacylglycerol lipase activity. The record is from RefSeq and is a predicted model, not a curated record. Lineage: Eukaryota; Fungi; Basidiomycota; Tremellomycetes; Trichosporonales; Trichosporonaceae.